Molecule: messenger RNA, 1209 nt
Organism: Fundulus heteroclitus (mummichog)
Lineage: Eukaryota; Metazoa; Chordata; Actinopteri; Cyprinodontiformes; Fundulidae
Exons: 13
Coding region: 10-1209 (399 amino acids)
Source: RefSeq, a predicted model, not a curated record
ACAACAACCAUGUCUACGACAACAGCUGCAACAACAUUUACAACAACUCCUCCAGUCGUUCGUCAAUACCUGCUUUCCUUUGAGCUGAAAACCAAAGAUGUCAGAGCUGUAGAGCAGUUGAGAAACUUCAACUACACCAUCAGCACCAACAGUCUGAUACAGAUCACUGGUGUUAACAUCUCUACAGUGUGCUCCCCCAAUAACACAACCUACCAGUGCAGAUGUGAGGAUCAGUAUGGCUGGCCUUGUGACAUGUGCUCCACUUUUGGCAAAUGCAGCAACAUUCUGGACAAUACCUGUGGAUGUAUCAAUGCACUUCCUCCAAAUAACACUUACUGCCAGCCACUAUCAGAUCUUGACUCCUGCCCAACACAACCACCAACAACUGAGCCAACUGUUACAACACCUCUGAUAAUUACAUCAGUAAACAUUACAAAUGCAACUGCAGUCACAGCAGUUCCCACAACAACCAUGUCUACGACAACAGCUGCAACAACAUUUACAACAACUCCUCCAGUCGUUCGUCAAUACCUGCUUUCCUUUGAGCUGAAAACCAAAGAUGUCAGAGCUGUAGAGCAGUUGAGAAACUUCAACUACACCAUCAGCACCAACAGUCUGAUACAGAUCACUGGUGUUAACAUCUCUACAGUGUGCUCCCCCAAUAACACAACCUACCAGUGCAGAUGUGAGGAUCAGUAUGGCUGGCCUUGUGACAUGUGCUCCACUUUUGGCAAAUGCAGCAACAUUCUGGACAAUACCUGUGGAUGUAUCAAUGCACUUCCUCCAAAUAACACUUACUGCCAGCCACUAUCAGAUCUUGACUCCUGCCCAACACAACCACCAACAACUGAGCCAACUGUUACAACACCUCUGAUCAUUACAUCAGUAAACAUUACAAAUGCAACUGCAGUCACAACUCCUCCAGUCGUUCGUCAAUACCUGCUUUCCUUUGAGCUGAAAACCAAAGAUGUCAGAGCUGUAGAGCAGUUGAGAAACUUCAACUACACCAUCAGCACCAACAGUCUGAUACAGAUCACUGGUGUUAACAUCUCUACAGUGUGCUCCCCCAAUAACACAACCUACCAGUGCAGAUGUGAGGAUCAGUAUAAGUGUGACGCCCCAAAGUACAACAGUGAACACAACUACCCCAGUUUCUUCAACUAUACUCCGGACAACAAACAACGCCACCGUUCUCUUGCCGGCAACUAA